This is a messenger RNA of Symbiodinium natans, 870 nucleotides long. Lineage: Eukaryota; Dinophyceae; Suessiales; Symbiodiniaceae. The record is from the annotation of a GenBank genome assembly.
AUGCUGACCCAUGCGGACCAGCAAGCGCGGCAGCGCAGGGGCUUCGCCGGCUACGCAUCGAGACAGGCCCGGGCUUCUGGCUUGCCACCCCUCCCAUCGAAGAAGACGCCACCUCCGCCUCAAGGAGGCACGCCUUCACCGUCAUGCCGCUUGAGCUCCAGCCCAUACCGCAGUAUGACGAGGCAUUCCAACUCCACUUCGGCCCUACCCUGCAUGCGCAAGGGGAAGCUCGACCCGCUUCACCCAGUGAAGCGAGGCGAUGCCUUCACAGCUCGGACCCAGGACAUGGCGUCAACGGAGCCGAGCCGUCCCAUGAUCGAAGCCUCCUCUUCUGUCUUGGAUGUCGCACGCCGGGCCGAGGAGGUGCUCCGUGUGGGCGCCUGGUCCGUGAGAAAGCUUCCAGAGAAUCCAGACAUCCCUCUGGUGUACCUGAACGAAGACGAGGGACGGGUAGAGGUGGAGCCACCACAAGAAGUCCUCGACGAUCUCCAGAUCGAUGACUUGGGUUCGCCUGCAGGCCCCCAACUCGAAGCGGUGGAGCCUCCGGAAUGCGAGGCUCCGUCAGGGGAGCGUGGCGUGCAGGAGGAGGAGCCCGACGAGAGCCCGGUUUUCCGGCGGAUCAUCCUGGGGGCCAAGGCAGAGGUGCCUCUGCGAAUGGCACGGGACAUCCUCGACGCUGUGCGAGAGGACCUCGGCCUCUUCGAGCAGGUGCAAGAGCGCUUCUCCGAUUCGCCCGAGGAGACCUUCUUCCGCCUUGACGAUGAGCUCGACGAGGAGCUCGCUGCGGUGGCAUUGUCCAUGCAGCCCGGGGAGGUCUCGGAGGUUUUGGGCACCGAGGCUGGCAUGCAAAUCCUCCUCCGCGUGCGCUGA